GCUCACUAGCUUUCGGCGGCUGCUCCCGGGGCGGCUACCCCGAGCCUCUGUGGCUCGGUACGGCAAGCCCUUUGGGGACAAAAACCUUCCCUCUUCCGUGGGCAAACCUGGGGCGGCCAGCAUCAGCAUCUCUGUUGCGCCGCUGCCCCGGAGGCAGGAGGGGGCUGACCCGGCGCGGAGGUCGGGCCGCCUGGGGCCUGCGGCCUGCGCCGCCGCCGCGGCCCGGAUGUUGCGAUGGCUGAUCGGGGGAGGCCGAGAGCCGCAGGGACUGGCCGAGAAAUCUCCUUUGCAGACAAUAGGUGAAGAGCAAACCCAGAACCCCUACACUGAGCUGCUUGUCCUGAGAGCUCAUCGCGAUAUUGUGCGGUUUUUGGUGCAGUUAGAUGACUGCAGAUUUGCAUCUGCUGGUGAUGAUGGAAUUGUAGUUGUGUGGAACGCUCAGACAGGAGAAAAACUUUUGGAACUCAGUGGACACACUCAAAAGAUAACAGCUAUUAUUACAUUUCCUCCCUUGGAAGCUUGUGAAGAAAAAAAUCAACUGAUCUUGACAGCGUCUGCUGAUAAAACAGUUAUUGUGUGGGAUUGUGAUACGGGCAGACAAGUUCGGAAAGUGUCCUGCUUCCAUUCUACUGUGAAGUGCUUAACUAUUCUUCAGAGACUAGAUGUUUGGCUCUCUGGUGGGAGCGACCUUUGUGUGUGGAACCGAAGAUUAGAUCUCCUGUGUAAGACUAGUCACCUUUCUGAUACAGGGGUCAGUGCUUUGAUUGAAAUCCCUAAGAACUGUGUUGUGGCAGCAGUUGGCAAAGAGCUGAUAAUUUUCAAGUUGGUCGCACCCACAGAAGGAUCACUAGAAUGGAAUAUUCUUGAAGUUAAGCGCCUCCUUGAUCACCAGGAUAACAUUCUCUCGUUGGUUAAUGUCAACGAUCUGAGCUUUGUGUCCGGCUCCCACGUUGGAGAGCUGAUCGUCUGGGAUGUCUCGGACUGGACCGUGCAAGCCUGUGAACGCAACUUCUGGACACAGCUGGACACCCAGCAAGAAAUAAAACUCUGUCAAAAACCAAAUGACAUUUCUAUUCAUCAUUUCACAUGGGAUGAAGAGAAUGUAUUUGCUGCGGUUGGAAGGGGUUUAUAUGUGUAUAACCUUCAAAUGAAGCGUGUGAUUGCCUGCCAGAAAACCGCACAUGACUCCAGUGUCCUGCACAUUGCCAGACUCCCAAACAGGCAGUUAAUCUCAUGCUCAGAAGAUGGCAGUGUACGCAUUUGGGAGUUACGAGAAAAACAGCAGCUUGCAGCAGAGCCUUUACCAACAGGUUUUUUUAACAUGUGGGGAUUUGGAAGAGUGAACAAGCAAGCCAGCCAACCUGUUAAAAAGCAACAAGAGAACACCACUCCGUGUUCGCUGGAGCUCAUCGGAGAUUUGAUUGGGCACUCGUCCUCUGUGGAGAUGUUUCUGCACUUUGAAGAUCACGGACUAGUGACAUGCUCUGCAGAUCACCUCAUUAUUCUGUGGAAAAAUGGAGAACGAGAAUCUGGAUUGCGCAGUUUAAAAUUAUUUCAAAAACUAGAGGAGAAUGGCGACUUAUAUCUGACUGUCUAGUCUAAGGAAUUUGGAAUACAUGUGCAUGAAUCGUGGACAUCAAAUAUAGGGUAAUACUCUGAAAAUUAUGAACAUACUGAUCACUUAAAUUUGUAAUGCAUUUUUUUCCUUGUCAUUCCGUAAAAUUUGUUUGAAUUCUUUUUUGUGGGUCUGCCAACCAGCAACAAGUUGCUCCUCAGGUAUUGGCACACCCACCAAAUAACAGACCACGGGUUUUUCAUCUGACUUUUCACAUAGCAGUAACCUGAAACCACUGAGGAAGUGGGUCUAAUUUCAGCAGUGACUUUUCUGAAAGUGACAUUUUCAGAUCAUAGCACAAAUAUCUGUUGAUUCAGAAUUAAAUUAUACCAUUAUGUCCUUACAAGUUUUUUUAAAAAUUCCACACCAGAAAUUGUAUGAACUUAUGUUUAAUGAGUGGAAUAGUACUCAGAACCUAUUUAUUUAAUAUCAUUUUAUUGCCUCUAAUUAAAUUCUUAUCACCAGAAAUCAGAUUUUUAAACUUACAUGUAGUCUCUUUCAUUUAGCCUUUUUGGAUUUUGACUUUGUUUUCGAAAAUGAAUAUUUUAACUAGACCUGUUCAUUCUUUUAAAAAUUUAUUUAAGGAACCUGCGCUUAAGGAAAUAAAUAUACAUGAUAAUUAUAGAAGAUACUUUGGGAGAAAAAUGAAAAAGCCACGCAAAAGUAGGUAGGAUGCUAUAGCACAUCUGGGAUUUAAACCUUGAAAUCUCCAGAAAACGGACCCCUGCCUGCAGGAGAUGAAAGGUGUAUAAUUGCACCUUGCUCUGCUGUUGGAGUGGGGAAUGCUGUUUUUUUGAGCUUCUGAAUUUGACCCUAAACCUUGUGAGGAGACAGAAGUAGAGAUAACAGUAAAGUUGUGGCAUUUAUUAGAAGUGUUUUUUUAUUUUGUUUUCUGUGGAGCCCAUUUGAUUAAGGAUUCUUGUGAUAAAUUUAAAUAUAUCCUUUCUCCUGCAAA
This is a messenger RNA of Equus caballus (horse), 2570 nucleotides long. RefSeq names its product WD repeat domain 41 (gene WDR41). Gene Ontology annotation, cellular component: lysosomal membrane. The record is from RefSeq and is a predicted model, not a curated record. Gene Ontology annotation, biological process: regulation of autophagy. Gene Ontology annotation, molecular function: protein binding. Lineage: Eukaryota; Metazoa; Chordata; Mammalia; Perissodactyla; Equidae.